This is a messenger RNA of Diprion similis, 1656 nucleotides long. RefSeq names its product acidic mammalian chitinase-like. Bases 102 to 1334 code for a protein of 410 amino acids. The record is from RefSeq and is a predicted model, not a curated record. Gene Ontology annotation, molecular function: chitinase activity; chitin binding. Gene Ontology annotation, cellular component: extracellular region. Gene Ontology annotation, biological process: carbohydrate metabolic process; chitin catabolic process. The transcript is spliced from 4 exons. Lineage: Eukaryota; Metazoa; Arthropoda; Insecta; Hymenoptera; Diprionidae.
AUGAAUAUUUUGUCACCAACGCUAGACUACUCAAGUUCAAAUACCAUUUCUAUUUUACCAAGUUAACUAUAGUGUGGUUUGAUUCAUCAUUACUUGCAAAUAUGCGAGUGCUUACAGCAUUUUGCUUACUGUGGCUGAGCGAAUUCACCCUAGCCUCUUCCCACAUGCAUACAGUAUUCUGCUACUACGGAAGCUGGGCUGUGUACCGACCCGGCAAGGGAUCAUUCAAAAUAUCGGAUAUUGAUCCAACUCUCUGCACUCACAUCGCCUACGCGUUUGUUGGCAUCACCCUGGACGGCGACGUCCAGAUCCUCGACGAGUAUAGAGACCUCUCCACAGACGGUGGAUUGGGUGGGUUGGAAGAAUUUAACACCCUUCGGGAUCGAAAUGCCGAAUUGAAAACCCUAGUGUCAAUUGGUGGAUGGAACGAGGGUUCUCUGAACUUUUCUCACGUGGCUAGCAACUCCAAACUGCGGUCAAUGUUCGCAAAUAACGCACUCGAAUUCGUGCUCGAGUACGAUUUUGACGGUAUCGACAUCGCCUGGGCGUAUCCAGCCCAGCGUGGUGGUGCUGAAACAGAUGUCAAGAACUUCGUUCUCCUCCUGAAAGAACUUCGAGAACUCUUUGACGAGCAUGAUCUCAUCUUGAGCGCCGCUUUAGGUGCCUCCGAAAGCACAGCGAGAUUGUCGUACGAUAUUCCAGAGAUCUCGGAGUACCUUGACAUCAUCAAUAUCAUGGAGUACGACUUCCAUGGUUCCUGGGAUAACUUCACCGGCCAUAACACACCUCUCUAUGCUGCGACACGAGAAACUACGAAACUCGAGCGAACCCUCAAUAUUAACGCAUCGAUCCAUUAUUGGCUGGAUCAGGGGGCACCAGCUGAAAAGAUACUGCUUGGUACAGCGAUGUAUGGAAAAACCUGGACUCUUGAAGAUUCUUCUGUACACUCACCUGGAUCACCCGUAUCUGGGCUUGGUAAUGCAGGUCCGUACACGCAGGAAAAUGGAAUUCUGGCCUACUACGAGAUCCUCCAAAAACAGGCUGAUGAAAAGUGGACGGUCGUUUUUGACGAGGAGCAGCGGGUGCCUUAUGGUUACUGUGGUGACCAGUGGGUUAGCUACGAUAACGUCAAAAGCCUCACCGAAAAAGGAAAUUACGCCAAGUCUUUGGGACUUGGAGGCUUCUCGAUUUGGGCUUUGGGCUUGGAUGACUUUCGAGGACUCUACGGGACGAAAUACCCACUUGUUAAAACCCUCAAGAAUAUGAUCGAUACGGAUAGCUCUAUCAGUUCCGACAGUGAGUCUGACGAGGAAUCAAGCGAAGAAUUAUCCUAGACAGCUCUGGUUAUCUGGGUUUAAGAUAUUAGAAUGAUACAUGUAACAUUUGAACACGAGUAUGCAAUGACAUGUAUAGAUUCAACAAAUUAAUCAAUGAAAAUAUUGUAUCCGGUAUUAAGUAUAAUUCUCGUCUUCAGCUUAUUCCUGAUAAAGAUCACAGGCAAUGAUUUGUAAUCAAGGCGAUGAUUUUGUUCACUAAAUUAACUUCGAAUCACCAAUAAAUCGAUAAUUGUCAGUCUUAUAUUCAUUCAUCCCUGACCAGUACAAAGUAUAUCGAAGUAGAGUUAUUCGUCGUAAUUGUGAACGAUCCCAAUUAAAU